CGUGAGCCCUAGAAAUCUCUCUCUCUCUUUUGCGCGCAAUGGCGAUGGCGCUCGAUCGGGUUGCGAAUUCCUGCUGUUCGCGGCGAUUCAAUCGUGGAGGAGCGAGCGGGAUUGCGAUAGUAUUGCUCCAGGUUUGCUGAUUUCUUGCGCGCCGCAAUGCCGUCGUGAGAUGCCGCCGAUGUCGCGGCGCGCAAAUGUGGAGGGAUUUCUAGAUGAAACGAAAGAGCACGGAGCUGGGGGACGCAGGGAUCGAUUUGGAGAGGCGGCGGGAUAGCAGCGACAAUGCAACCACGGCGGCGUCGGUGUUUGCCCAGGGUCCAAGAAGUGGCUCUCAAUCGCGUGUGGCGGCAUCCAGCUCUAGCGUGGAGAACAGAUUGCCGCCAGCGUCUAUGGAGCUGGUUCUAGCGACCGAUGCCGGCGAUGGUGAUACCAACAUGAACGAUACCGGGGCCGAGGAGGAGGAGGAGGAGGACGAUGGUGGCAAUGACCACGUCGGGGACGUGACGCUUCGCCAGUGGCUGAGACCCGGGAGGACUGUCGAUCGAGUGGCGUGUCUACACAUCUUCAAACAGGUGCUGGAGUUUGUAGAGCUCGCGCAGAAGCAAGGUGUGAUUCUCCGGACUAUCAGGCCAUCCUGCUUCAUGAUCUCGCCUCUCCAUCGCAUCACCUUUAUCGAGUCCGCCAGCAGCUCGGACAGAUCUUCCGAGCACUCGACCGGGAGGGCCGCGGACUUUCCCGAGCAGGAUAUGGGAAUGGAGGCCCAGAGAAAUGUGGAUGCCGCUGCUAUCACCGACUUGCAAAGAGCUCUUGCGCAGCCCGAUGACCAGUGGACGUCUUCGUUCGAUCCCAGCGAGCCCAGUAGCCACGAGAUUGACGAGAACUUUCCUCUCCGACAAGUGCUGGCCAAGGAGCAAACCUGGUACACGAGUCCCGAGGAGCUUGCCGGUGGCGCUAGCUCGUUUGCAUCGGAUGUGUACAGCCUCGGCGUGCUUUUUUUCGAGCUGUUCUGCGUCUUCUCCUCAAACAUGGAAUGGUCGAGAGCGAUGUCUGAUCUUCGCCACCGGAUACUUCCUCCACGACUGCUUUCCGAGUCGCCGAAAGAGGCAGCGCUCUGUCUCUGGCUUCUUCAUCCGGAGCCACAGUCCCGGCCGAAAGCCAGGGAGAUCUUCCAGUGCGAGCUAUUCAGUGAGGCAGGAGAGGCUCUUGCCGAGCGUGAGGCGGCCGUGGACAUUGAAGAGAAGGAAGCAGACUCGGCCUUGUUGCUAGAAUUCCUUCUUCGUGUGCAACAGGAGAAGGAAGAGGCGGCCCAGAAGUUGUGUCGAGACGUGCAAGGCCUCAGCACAGACAUCGACGAGGUUGAGAAGCGUAGGGGGGUACUAAAACACAAGGGACUGAUGGUAAGCCAUGCAGAGAGGGACAGGAUGUGGAGCCUUGGGGGGCCGAGGGAUGAAAGUUUUGGUAGCUCUAGCAGGCACAGGCUAGAUCUUUCGUUGCGGAUGGAACCAACUAGAGUAGGAGGAGAUGAAGCAGGGCCGUCCGAGGGGAAUGACAUAGUUUCACCGGUGGUUGAGAGUAGGAGGCAUAGCGAAGUUUUGUCCAGGAGUGCCCGACUGAUGAGGAACUUUAGUCAGCUAGAGCAGGCUUAUUUUUCAAUGAGGUGGAAAGUCGAUCCUGCGGGAGUGGAUAUGGACGUGGACGGGCCUUCUUCUGGUGGUAAACAGAUCGUAGAAGCUUCUCCGGUGGCUGGAAGUGCGAAUGAUCGUCUCGGGGGCUUCUUUGACAGCCUUUGCAAGUAUGCCAGAUACAGUCGGUUCGAAGUGAAGGCUACCUUGAGGCAUGGAGACUUGCUCAACACAGCCAACAUGGUGUGCUCUCUCAGCUUCGAUCGGGACGAGGAAUUCUUUGCAACAGCUGGAGUGUGCAAGAAGAUCAAGGUGUUCGAGUGCGAUACGGUUCUCAACGAGCAUGUUGACAUUCAUUACCCGGUGGUGGAGAUGGCUAGCAGAUCCAAGCUUAGCAAUAUCUGCUGGAAUAGCUACAUCAAGAGUCACCUUGCUUCAAGUGAUUACGAUGGUGUAAUACAGCUUUGGGACGCUAGUACCAGUCAGACACUCGUAGAGUACAAAGAACACGAGAAACGGGCGUGGUCUGUGGAUUUUUCGCAUGCAGACCCGACGAAGCUCGCAAGUGGUAGCGAUGAUGGAACUGUAAAACUGUGGAGCAUAAACCAGGAAGCAAGCACUGGAACGAUUAAGACCAAAGCCAACGUUUGCUGCGUCCAGUUUCCUUCCGACUCAGCGCACUUACUUACCUUCGGCUCGGCUGACUACAAGAUCUAUUGUUACGACUUGAGGAAUACAAAGGGUCCCCUGUGCAUCCUGUCGAGCCACAACAAGGCCGUGAGCUACGUAAGGUUCGUUGAUUCCUCGACGAUCGUCUCAGCCUCGACGGAUAGCACACUCAAGCUGUGGGACCUCAGCAAAGUGAUGAGAAAUGGAAACUCUAGCAACGCGUGCAGCUUGACUUACACGGGGCAUACAAACGAGAAGAAUUUCGUUGGACUGUCUGUAUCCGAUGGCUACAUCGCGUGUGGCUCAGAGACAAAUGCUGUGUUUUGCUAUCACAAGUCACUCCCGAUGCCACUGGCGACUCACAAGUUUGGCUCCUCGGACCCGGUCUCCGGCCAGGAAAACGAAGACGAUGGAGGCCAGUUUGUCUCGAGCGUGUGCUGGAGAGGGAAAUCGCAGACUCUCCUCGCUGCAAACUCCAUGGGAAACAUCAAAGUGCUCGAGCUGGUUUAAGCAGAGGAGUUGCAAUUUUUGAGGAACGAAGAACAAAAUAUCUUCCUCCAAAGCUGUAAAGAGAAAAAGUGAGCUGUAUCAUUGUAAAUGGUGGACGCAAUUCCACGAAAGGUUUUUUCUUAAGAUCGUCUUUACCCGUC
Selaginella moellendorffii is the source of this 2941-nucleotide messenger RNA. RefSeq names its product protein SPA1-RELATED 4. Bases 213 to 2801 code for a protein of 862 amino acids. Gene Ontology annotation, molecular function: ATP binding; protein kinase activity; protein binding. The transcript is spliced from 7 exons. The record is from RefSeq and is a predicted model, not a curated record. Gene Ontology annotation, biological process: photomorphogenesis; protein phosphorylation. NCBI's taxonomy places the organism in Eukaryota, Viridiplantae, Streptophyta, Lycopodiopsida, Selaginellales, Selaginellaceae.